Molecule: messenger RNA, 2205 nt
Organism: Neoarthrinium moseri
Lineage: Eukaryota; Fungi; Ascomycota; Sordariomycetes; Amphisphaeriales; Apiosporaceae
Exons: 4
Coding region: 1-2205 (734 amino acids)
Source: RefSeq, a predicted model, not a curated record
AUGAAGCUUGUCUCCGUUUUGACGCUGCUUUGCGGCAGUACCGCAUUGGCCUCGGGAUUAGCUUUGACUCCUAGAGCACCUAAAUGUCCACAGAAGGAUGGCGAAAAAGAUGAUCAAGUCAUCGCACAUUACAAGACGACGGGUCAAUGUUUUAGCUAUAUCGGCGCUGGAAACCGUGACAAGAGCUUGGCGCCCUGCUCUGGUCCCGAUGGCUAUUGCCAGAAGGUGAAGAAGUCAACAACUGGAGUAGAAGGGUGCAAGCUUUUCAUCCCCACAGGCGUCACGAUCGACCCAAGCCUUUAUUUCAAGGAUGAGGACUGUAAUCAAUGGUAUCCGGGAGAGUGCAUGUGCGAAUGCGAGUUAUGCGAGGACAUUGCCAAAAUAGUUAUUGAGGGUCUUGCACAGCUAGACAACAUAAUUUGCGCCGUCAUGCUCUCCUCCUUCAAAGCAAUUAUAGAUGUUGGUCUGCUGUUUGUCCCGGGAGGACAAGCGACUUCGGCCGUCAAAGCUGCAGUGCAAGGCGCCAAGUCCUUCUAUGAGAACGGAGAAGAGGCUUCAUCAUUCUUUGGUAACUGGAUUGGCCCGGCAUGCGGAGUUCCAGACUUCGACUUUGACAUCACUCAGGUCUUUGGGGCUCUAGUCGGUGCUCCUGAUUCCAUGUCGCGUGGAAAGCCUGUUGGUUGCAAGAAGAAGUCCGGAUGCCGCAACCUUGACCCAGUACCUGAUCCGACAAAGGUGCCGGACAAGCCCACGGUUAAGCCUACCGACAAGCCCACGGAUAAGCCCACCGACAAGCCCACGACGACCAAGGCGCCUCAGACUACAACAAGCAGCACAACUUCCUCGUCGACCUCAUCUAGUACCACCGGUGCUGCAUGUGCCUACUGUGGCGAGUUCAAUAAGAAGGCAGCUCGCGAUGACAAAUAUCAAGUCAUGUACGCCCGGGCGGGUCAACCCAACAACGAUCCAGUCUGCGUCAAGCCCCCCGCAGAAGACGUUCCCAGCAAGAGAAGUCUCUCUGAUGUCACUGGCGAACAACUAUUCUCGCGAUCAUUACUCCUGCACGAACGUGCCCUCACCGAGAAGAACUCCAAGGUCGAUACCACAUUGGGCAAAGCGAACCAAUACAAGUGGACUUGUUCUGUUGGCAAAUACGCACCAAGCAGCGACGCGGCAAAAAUCGCAGAUAUCACCAAGUACUGGACGUUUAAAGAUCCUCAAAACACCAAAAAGUGUAGUGUGGAGGUAGAAAAAGUAUCGACAGGGACAUCCACGGACUUCGAGACCGACCACGUUUUCGAAGCUCAAACCUUGGCGAACUUCAUAAAGUGGCUGGCUGAUGAGGAUCCCGGUAAGAUUGGGACGACAUACGACAAGCCGAAAGCUCUCUGGGUCGAGGAAACGCUCUUGGGAGAUGGGAAGACGCCAUUCAAAAUUGUCAGCCCCGGCAAAACGAACCCUGGUGAACUCUUCACGCCGUCUACUGGUGAGAUACCGGUCGUCCUGAUGGCUUACGGCUUUGGAAGAUCCGACGGGGUCAAGAGUGUGUCGGGAAGCCAAGAUGUAGAGCGAAUACCGGCGGACCGAGGCAACAAGAACCUUGUUUUGCUACAUGGAAACAUCAACGGGCCAAAGGGGAUAUAUUUCAAGAAGAACAAGCCCGAUAUUGCCUGGAAAACUCACACAACUCAACUGAAGAGCCGCCUUGAAGUGCGGAGGGGUGUGGGGCCUUUCCAGUACCUAGGAGCCGCCGACGGUACUACAGAUACCAUGUGGAAGAAAUGGGCACGCGUAUCCAACUGGAUAGAUCUGACAUGCCACGAAUUCGACAAGCAAUACAAAUGGGGUUCGAGGACCGACGAGCCCAAGAACUCGGCAGGGACGGCCUCGCUCCGAUCAUUGUGGGCAUUCUUUAUCGACAAGGAGCUCGGCGAGAUCGAGGACAAGGCCGCGACCUGGGCCACCGACGCCAAAGUGAACUUUGACAAGAAGUGGGACCUGAAAACCCUGACUAAGGACGAGAAGGACUGGAGAGACGACGCGUUCGGCACCACCGGCUUCGCCACUCCGGCCAAGAUGAAGUUCCCUCGGCCAGCCGGUCUCCCUGCCGGUGCAUCGGCUUAUGGUGCCUAUGGUUGGAAUGACGUGACCUUUGAUGCUAGCAACCAAAACCCGAACAUCGGCACCCCUACCAAGAUUACUUAG